AAAUGGGAGAGAGGUGGUUUGAGGAGCAGGGAAACGAGUGAAGGAGGAAAGGGGUGGCAGAGGAGAUAAGAAAGAGGGAAAAUGCAGAAAGGAAAAGUCUAUGUAAAAUCACUUUCUGGAAUGUAGCGGGGUUAAAAAAUAAGGACAGUGAAUUUUGGAAAGCCUUGGAGGAAUGGGAUGUGUUCGUAAUGAGUGAAACGUGGGUUGAGAAGAAGGAGUGGGGAUGGGUUAGUUCAAGGCUACCAAAAGGAUAUAUAUGGGAGGUGCAAUGGGCCAGGAGGGAACAUAAAAAAGGAAGAGCGAUAGGGGGGAUGAUAAUGGGGGUGAGAGAAGAAUUAGAAGCAGAAGAGGGAGAGGAAGAGAAAAGGGAAGGGGUAAUGAUGAAAAAAGUAAAGAUCGGGGGAACACAGUGGUGGAGGAUAAUUGGAGUCUAUGUAAACAAGGACAUAGAUAGGAAAUUAGAGGAAUUGAAGGAGUGGAUAGAUGAUAGAGAAAGAGGAGUAAGAGUGAUUGUAGGAGGGGACUUCAAUGCGAGGACAGGAAGGGAAGGAGGGGAAAUAUGGGAGGAUAAGGAUGAAGGGGGAGAAAGGGGAGUAGGAAGUAAGAAAUCGAAAGAUAGUAAAGUUAAUGCAGAUGGAAAGAAACUGUGCGGAUAUUUAGAGGAACAGGGGUGGGGAAUACUAAAUGGGAACGUGAAGGGAGACGAGGAAGGGGAGUGGACGUAUACGGGUGGGAAAGGAAACUCGGUGAUAGACUAUAUUAUAGGGAAUGAAGAAACAAGAGAGAAGGUGGAGAAAAUGAAAGUGGAGGGAAGAGUAGAAUCAGACCACCAUCCGAUAACGGUAUGGGUGAGUGGGGGAGGGAUUGGAGGAGAAAGAAGGAGAAAAAAGUUCGGGGAGAAGAGAGGAGAGAGAGGAAAUUGGACAGAAGAAGGAGGAAAGGCAUUUAUAAAAAAUUUUGGGAAGGGAGAGAAGAAGGAGAGAAGUAUGGACGAAGAUUGGAGUUAUCUGAAAGGGAAAAUCAAAGAGGCAAUAAGAAAAACAAGAAAGAGAGGGGAGAAAGGAGAGGAAAAAAAGAGAUGGUGGGAUGAAGAGUGUAGAGAGGAGAAAAGUAAGGUCAGGAAAGAGUUGAGAAGAUGA
This is a messenger RNA of Dufourea novaeangliae, 1139 nucleotides long. RefSeq lists its product as uncharacterized. The transcript has a single exon. The record is from RefSeq and is a predicted model, not a curated record. The coding region runs from base 189 to 1139 and encodes 316 amino acids. NCBI's taxonomy places the organism in Eukaryota, Metazoa, Arthropoda, Insecta, Hymenoptera, Halictidae. Gene Ontology annotation, molecular function: catalytic activity.